AUGGACGUAAGCAAAGAAAGAAAUACGAGAAGGGAGGAGGAGGAUACCGAAAGUCAAACGACCAAGUCGUCCAAGUUCACCCUCCACUUCCCCGAGUGGUUGAUCUGGUACAAGAAGCCCGAGUAUCGGGAUUUCAAAGAGUAUGCUGCCGCUAUCAGGUCUGGAAAAAGGCCCAUGAGCAGGGACGGACGAGAAAAGAGUCCUAUCCCGGCACGGUUGAGUUUGGAAAAGGUUCUCGCGAACGAGACAUGCUCUCCCAUGUCACUGUAUGACUUUUACAUGUAUCUCAAGUACAUCGAGUUCUCCCCUGAGAACCUCGAGUUUUUCGUUUGGUUCCGCAACUAUCAAGCGUCAUACGCAAAGACAGGAAGCCUCAAUAACUUCCCCCUCGGCGAGAAGGAAGUCGAAAAGUCAACCUCAUCUAGGAAUAGCUUGACGGAUAGCGCCAUCGACACAGCCGCCCUAAAGCUCCCAUCUAUCCAAAUGUCCGAGUUCGAAUGUGAUCCCGAUGCAGCCGACGAGACCAUGACCAACAUCGUGCACCUCAUCGCCCCGGAAACCGCCUGCCAGCCCAACAGUAGAGUCGGUCCGACCGGUCGCGACCGCAUCAGGUCAUGGGCCAACGCCUGCGCGAAGCCCGUCUGCUCCAACAGCGCCCCCAACGUCAUCCCGGCCCGCAUCGCCCCGAAUUCCGCAUACCGCGCCGAGCUCAAUGCCGUCGUCAAGAACUUCCUCCUGCCCGGGUCGGAGAAGGAGCUCAAUAUCCCGCCCGCGCUGCGCGACCAGGCCCUCCUCGACCUCCAGCACUCGUCCGACCCGGCCCACCUCAAGCCCAUCGCCGACCACGUUUACGGCCUGCUCAAGAACUGCUCGCACCGCAACUUCGUGAGACUCGGCGUUUCCAACGGCACCUUUGAGACGCUCUGCAUGGCCACCAGCAUGGGCAUCGUCCUCACCAUCGCCGGCUUCCUCUGUGUCCUCCUCCGUGCUUUCGUGCCGUUCAUGGGCGCACACAGCCGAUGGAACGCCUUCGCCCCCUGGCCCCUCUGGUUCGUCGGCAUGUCCCUCAUCCUGUCGGGCCUGCGCGGAAGCUGCUUCUUCCUGCUCCUCUUCACGAGGCGCCAGCCCCUCCCCUGGGAGCGCUUCGACGACAGCGCCUCGCUCCUGUCGCAGCGCACGGGGCUCAUGAAGUUCCUCUCGCGGAUGAUGAUCUUUGACCGCAAGAUCCGGGUCAAGGACGUCCACCUGCGGCGGCUGCAGCACAAGAUCGUGCUUCAGGCCAUGGUUGGAGGCGCCGUCUUUUCGAGUUUGAGCGUGUUGCUGUUCGUGCUGCUGCCGGUCUGGUCACAGACGACAAAGUUGGGCAUCUGA
Messenger RNA from Colletotrichum higginsianum IMI 349063, 1371 nucleotides. Its product is annotated as Rgs domain protein. The coding region runs from base 1 to 1371 and encodes 456 amino acids. Lineage: Eukaryota; Fungi; Ascomycota; Sordariomycetes; Glomerellales; Glomerellaceae. The record is from RefSeq and is a predicted model, not a curated record. The transcript has 4 exons.